AUGAACUGGGUGAUGAUUGAAUAUCUCACCGCUCCUGAUAUGAUGUCUGUACUUCGACAGAUGACAUUGAUUCUUUUCAUUACAAUCAAUGGAUUACAUUGUGUCAACAAAUCGGCGUUGUUCGCUGACAAUCGUCAAGUUGAUGCUCAAUUUGCAUUUGUUACGGAAGAAAACUGUCGUGCAAUCGAACUGAGUGAAGAGAUCCCAAACGGAAGCCGCUUCCGUCCACGAGAAACAGUUCGUGUCACAUAUACGAUACGUUGGCUGAAUCGAAAAUACGAACACAUGACGAAUCUUGAUUGCUAUUAUAAUUGUCAUCAAGAAACUUUUCAUGUGUGGUACACUUCACGAUGGACAUUUGGUGAAGUUUUCACAUUAGAUGAUGCAUUCGGAUACAUAACUAAAAUAGAAACAAUUGUUCCAUUACGAUACAAUUCUACCACGAUUUAUCCACUUCAACUUCGUACACUUGCUAUGUCAUAA
Molecule: messenger RNA, 483 nt
Organism: Adineta ricciae
Lineage: Eukaryota; Metazoa; Rotifera; Eurotatoria; Adinetida; Adinetidae
Source: the annotation of a GenBank genome assembly